This is a messenger RNA of Zootermopsis nevadensis, 4491 nucleotides long. Its product is annotated as alpha-galactosidase MYORG. The record is from RefSeq and is a predicted model, not a curated record. NCBI's taxonomy places the organism in Eukaryota, Metazoa, Arthropoda, Insecta, Blattodea, Termopsidae. Gene Ontology annotation, molecular function: hydrolase activity, hydrolyzing O-glycosyl compounds. Gene Ontology annotation, biological process: carbohydrate metabolic process.
ACCGGUUUGUAUACGCAGAUAUUACGUCAGUGAUACUGAGUAGGUGAUUUACAAGGAAGAUUCCGUAAAACUUGGCGUGGUCGACCGUCGAGUAAAGGUGAACACUGUCUUCGUUUCAAUAACUGGAACCCUGCCCCUAAGUGUCGUGCUUAAGUAGUACACAAGUCAUCAGCAGGCCCUCCCCCCACCUCUUCUGCUACACCAAGACAGUGUUUUGGUGUCCUUCGUGUUUCCCUCUCUUGGAGCGCAGCUGACUGUUCCGAGUUCAGUGUCAGCGGGGGAAGCAGUCGAGAGGGCUUACCGGACUAUUCAUUAGUCACCUGCUCUGCCUAGGAACCAGGACUUCUCGGCUCGUGCAUCGGACAGAGCGUUGCAGGCUAAUUUGUGGCUGCAGGAAGGAGACGUGCAGGACUGCAAGCGGCCACUUCAUUUUGACGGACGGAACGUUCAUUAUCAAACGAGAUAAGUUUCUGCUGACAGGACUGUGCAAGUUUUACUCAUCACUUCCUAAGAAUAUAUUUUUAAAGCGCGGAUGUUACUAUGUCUCCCAAUUGGUGAUAAAUUAUUCAUGACAGGAAUCUUCGAGGAAAGUCCUUCGAGUGUGGUUUGUGAAAUGGUGUAACAGUGGAUGUUAUCAAACGUGCUCCUUUCUGCUUACAAGUUUCUUGGUUUGAAGAAAAGCUGGAAGUAUGAAUACAGCCAGAAUUCCGGCGGUGACCGCUUCAUUCGAUAACAUCGAAUGGGCAGACAGUGAAAGCGGCGGCGACGGCACAGGGGACGAUGGGGUCGCAGAGUCACUCGCCUCUUCCCCUUCGCCGCCCCCGCACCAAGUGCCUAAAUUACCGCCGCCACCAGAAGCAGCUGUCCAAGUGCAGUUGCUCAAGCCGCCUCCAGUAACGUUCGGAGUUCCUCACCGACGCAACUCCGUGUCCCUUCCGGCGGGACUCGACAUCAUGGAGUCGCCAACACCCUCGUCUUCGCCCGCCCUUUCUAUGCAGGAUACGUCGUCCAGACAUGGCGACGAUUCAAGUGACGACACAUUUACGGAUGGUGACGGCGGAAUUUCAGAAGAGGACACUGUCGCUGUUAAAGUCCCACUUCGUACUGCUAGGAGAAAAUCAGUUAUGCCACCAGGACUUAUCAACAACAGUGAUUUCUUGGAUCCAUCUGAUGGGCCUGAUCAGUCUCCACAGAAUUCCAUUACCAGUAUUAAUAGCAUCUCCAGUUUACUUAAGGAAAAAUUUGCUUUGUCUUUUCCAGGCAUGUUGAAGAAGAAAAGACCGCAAGAAUACAAACUCCGUGCCUUUGUUGGAAUUCUAUUCCUUUCUAUUGUUUUUCUUGUUGGUUUUGCAUAUGUAUUCUACCACCAACAAGUUCUUCAGAGAGCGUACUUUGAACGUAUUCGUUUCAAUAAAGAAGAGCGCGUGGUUCGAGUCUUCAGCAAUCAUGGGCGUGAAAUCUUGUAUGGCCAUCUGGGUGUCCACUUGGGUGGUGAUCGGGCAUUCCGCUGUUUACCACAUGACAUUUUGGAUGAUGUCUCUGUCUGUAUGGAGUGGAUGCACAAGGCACGUUUAUAUAUGAACUACACAGAGCGCGUUGGUGUGCGCUGCUAUCAUAUAACAUGGGAAAGCCUCAUGUGGGACUUCUAUCCUACUGAUUGUUAUGACUGGUCCGAUGGACGUGGACACUGGUAUGGCGGAGGCCAGACCAACAAGAUGGCCUGGCCUAUUGAGAAGGGUUCGGUGGCCAUGUCGCCAUUUAUUACUGGUGAUAUAAGAGAACACGUAUGGGGAAAUGUUUUGAAGCGUUACUUCAUCAAUUCCAAUGGUAUUACAGUCUUUGUUGAUCCUGAUACGCCCCUCUAUGUUUCAGUGAAUUCAGAUCACCCUCAUCAGUUUUGUCUUCAGGCACGACACGAUGAUUUUGCAUAUGUAUACCAUUCAACGCCUCUCCCUCAAUUAAAUUACUCCAUUUGUACAUCAACUAAUAUGAAGUCACUGCAUUCAUUUUUCUCUGAGAAGAAACUUUGGGAUGGGUUAAAGGAAGAGGAUUUAAAAAUAAUAAAUUCACUUCUAACGGAGCCGGUGUGGCAGAUACCCUCGGACCCAGGAAGUGAGUUGACUGAGGGAGCCAUUUACAAUUAUACUGAAGAUGUGAUUGCUCUUGGUUUCCUGAGACAAGGUCACGUACUUCUAAGUGAAGCCUGGCAGCCGCAUGUUGGCGACUUUAUUUUGGAUCCCGUACGUUUUCCAACGAUGGAUGAGACUAUAAAUAUAAUCCAUAGACGUGGAUUCCGAAUUGUGUUUACAAUUCAGCCAUUUGUGAGUACAGAAUCUGUCAACUUUGCUGAAGCAGUCUGGAAACGCCUGCUUGUUAGCGAACGGGGUACUGGUGGUCACGUUCCGGCAUUAACAAGAUAUAAAGAUGUAGCAAGCGCUGGUAUGCUAGAUAUUACAAACAACAUAACUGUGCCAUGGCUUCAGGCUAGACUGAAAGCUGUGGUGGAUAAAUAUCAUAUUGAUGCCUUUUACCUUGAUGUUGGAACUGCUUAUGACAUGCCUCAUUAUUACCGCUUUGAGAACCAGCUCACAAACCCAGACCAUUAUAAGACAGUCUUUAUUGACAGUAUCUUGCCUGCUGUCGGAGUAGUAGGCGUGUCUAGCGCCAUCGCGAGGCCUAAAGCCCCAGUGUUUGUUUCUUUGCCUCCUUUUGCUUCCACUUGGAAGUCUAUGCAGUCAAUAAUCCCCAUUGUUUUAACAUACGGUGUCCUGGGAUAUCCAUUUAUUAUGCCUGGGGCAGUUGGUGGAGACUAUGAGUCAGAGGAAGAAUAUGUUGGUGCUACUAAGAAUGCAACGGUGGCAGAAAAUAAGGCAAGUGAUAAUGGAGGAACCAAUAUCCAUCUUCCUCUUCCAGAUAAGGAACUGUAUGUUAGGUGGUUGCAGCUUGCAACAUUCCUGCCAGUGAUUCGCUACACCCAUCUGCCUAGCAAAUAUGGUGAUGAUCGUGUUCUAGAGAUGGCCAAGGUUCUUACAGCAUUACGGCUGAAGACCGUGAAUCCUCUGUUGGAGAAGUAUGUACAAGACGCUUUGAAAUUUGGGAUUCCAAUAAUUCGCCCAUUGUGGUUAUUAGACCCCGGUGACCCAAUAUGUCAUCUGGUUAUGGAUGAAUUCUCAGUUGGUGAAGAGUUAAUUGUAGCACCAGUAUUAUACCCUCAAACUUAUGAACGUGAGGUUUAUUUACCUACUGGUGUAUGGAAGGAUGGAAUUGAUGGCAGUUUGCGAAAGGGAAGUCGCUGGUUACACAACUAUGGAGUGCCUGAAGACAAAGUGGCUCAUUUCAUCAAAAUGCCUGAUGACACUCGCUUCUGAGUCUAUUAGAUUUCACUUCUAUUAACAAAGUAAAACUGAAACAUAUUCAGUAGAUCAAAGAAUUAAAUUUUGUUACGCAACAUACAUCAACAAACAAGACAUCAUGGACAUGGUAGUUUUUUUACUAUAAGCCCAUUUAUUUUUUAUUAUAUGAUGAUUUUUAUCUAAUAGAUACAGCAAAGGCAUCACAUUGACUAUGUAUGACUAUUUUGUAUAUAUAAUCUUUAUUUUCUCAGAAGGGUUACGUACAUUGUUUGCUGCUGGAUAUCAUUUAAAAACUGCUGAGUGUGAAGAGAUUUAACUGGUUGUGUAACGAGUUUGAUGAAGUAUACAGUGUAUUGUAAAUAAGCUAAUUUACGUUAUUUUGUACAGCGAGAGACAGAAUAUUUCCAUACUUUUCUGUGUGACUUGGAAGCAACUGUAUUUAUAAAUUUCUGUGAUAAAUGCAUUUUUGUAGCCAAAGAGUUAAAGGUCUCAGCCCUCGUGCUUCACCACAUUCAAAUUUCCCCUUUUCAUUUUUGGAACUGGUUAGGGACUGGUGGCAGGCUGUUCUGAACACAACAAUAAAACAUCGGGUUUUGUUAAGGUGAAGAUUUUCUUGACUGGCUGAGCAUACUAUUAGCUUCUGAAGAAGAAUUCUGCUCCUUGGAGUUAAUUUUUGUAAUAUACUUUAAUGUAUCCAUUGUCCUAAAUGUAUGAACAAUGAAGAAUAGACCCUGUCUGUCCUUUUAUUCACAAAACAAAUUUACACAUGACUGGGGAAAUAAGUGGCAUAGUAGGGAUUGUGCUAUGUGAAAGGAUAUUUUAAGGUAUUUUGGUGUUAGCAUGUCUCAGACAUAUGUAACUUGAGCUCUUGGGGAUGAGAAUGUUGAGAAUUAUUUGUAGUUUCAGCAGACAUCGCAGUUGCCAUCUUGAGGGUUAAUGCGUUCCAUUAAUUCUGUUGGUCUUCCAAAAAAUAUUGCUUACAUAUAAAGAGUACACAACUUUAAAUAUAAGUAGUCUGUUGCUGUGACAUUAUAUUACUGCUGUUUUUCAUGUUGCAUACAAAUAUAAGUUUGUGAGAGUUCAAUUUUUAUAUGACUUGAAAUGUUUGUAUCAAUAAAUUUACAUUUUCUUCAAAACA